AUUAUAUUUCAAAAAUUCAUCUAGAAUGUUAAAAUACAUGAAUAUGUAAAGUAUUCAAAAAUAGGACUCACAAUUAUUAUUUAAGAAGUCUCGUAUAUUUACGGAGCAACAUGAGAGGCCCACCGAAUGGCAAACGACUUAUUGGCCAUGGGUUAUUGGAAUUGGCAUUAAUCUUAGCUGCUUUGAGACAAACCAAUGUCUUAGAUUUCUCACAAGAUUCUGGUCAAGAAGAGGCUGUUUAUCCACACGAUGGUUUCUAUGACGACGGCCCUCUAUUGGGGAUCGUGUCUCCAGCAAUGCAUCAUUUUCAACAACAGCCUUUGUGGGGAGGACCUACACUCUCACAGAAAUCUAUUGACAAUUAUUAUGACAACAUAAUCGACGAUUAUGACCAUAUAGUAGAAGAGUAUGAUAAUAUAAUGAGAGAUAUCCGCUCUAGGCCACCAGCGAUUAUCAACCCAGCUGCUAAUCAUGUAAAUGUUGAAAACCGUCCCCUCGAAACACGAAAUAAUAGGAGUGUCAUUACUAUGAUUCUCAGUAUACCAAACGAAUCCAGUUCGUUCCGUUCUGAUGGGGGAGUUCAAGUUUCGAGAAAUUUCAACUUCCAAACUGAAGGGGCAGUUGGUGGGUUCGGAGUUGGGUUGCCAUAUUCUGCAGAUGAAAGUUUUGAUUUAUUUAAUAACUACGUACCUGAAAACAUGAGGGACGAUGACAUCGAUAAUUUAAUUCUGUCAUCCAUCAAUGAAAUUUCUGGCAACACUGCCAGUAACCAAAGUAAUCCUGAUGUUCGAUGGCAACAAUAUCUUUCAGAUUUUGAUAACUUCUAUCCUGGGCAUAAAUCGUUGAAUUAUACUUUCGAAAAUUGGGGUAACUUUGACAUUUUGAAUGAAGCAAUGCAAAGUGCGGAGCUGUUUUUACCUCUUGUGCCUAACAGUCAAAAUUCAAGCGAAUUAGAGUUCAACUCUUUGGCUACACCUUUGACCACAGAGGAAAAUUCAGACCUUAUAACGUCUUCUCGAAUUGAAAUGAUAGAAACUAGUGAAUGGUCGUCUCAAAACCAUCAAGAAGACUUACUAUUUCCCCUGUUACCCCCGCCAUCAUAUGAAGAAAUCAUGGCCGCUGAUCAAGCAAACAGAAGUUCACAAAACACAGUUAAACCAGAAGAAUCCAAUGAACACAUGCAUGAUCACACUUAUUUUAAUUCUUCUACUCCCCCUCCACCAGUUGCCACGGUAACCCGACCAGCAGGGUACGCGAUACGUUCACGUCAUGAAGUUUCAACUCGUGUUAUUUCGGUUGCGCCCCGUCCUCGACAUAUUUCAGGCAGCAGCUCACAAUCUACAACUUCUGAACUCAGUGUAGUAAGUGAACCAACACUUGAGGAACAUGAAAUCACAAGAUCUGGGACACGUCGUAUCACGACAAGUUCAGAAACCAGCAUCGAAGAUAUGGAGCAAGAUUUUAUAGGUGUAAGUGAGCUCGAUUUGGACACAUUUGAGAUCACACCCGUUAAUUCAGCGUCAUCCUUUUUUCAAAAUCUUACAAAUGAUGUCAGACUUCACAGAGAGGUCGUAUUAUUUAUUAAUAUCUUUAUGCGUCAUUACUUUAUUGAUCAUGAAGGGAUCGCUGAUGAAUUUCUGCUUUUUUGCAGCAUGGACCUCAAUGCACUCUAUCAACAAGAUAUUGAUCUUGGUGUCAACUGGCCGACCUUUGAACCUGUCAAAACUAUCAAGGAUGUUGGAUUCAAUGAGAAGCUGACCUUUAACCCUGAGGAAUACGUAGUAGAUGGAGAGACAGGUGAAUAUCUGCCCAUCGUCAGAGAAAACAAAAUCCAGAAGGAAGUUAACACCGAUGAUGCUGAGACUGGACAAAACUCUGAAUUCAACAUUGAUGAAUGUUUGGAUUUCCUACAAAACAGUAUGGAUUCUGGAACUGGCGAGAGCAUUCAGUCACAAGGAUCAGUUGCCCAGCUAGAUCAGAGUUACCAAGUUCUGGACAAAAAUGUUGGAUCUAUAAAUGCCGAACUGUGGGAUGACAUUGCUACUCUGUCUGAGGCAUACCUUGCUUUAGAUUCGGGAGAUUUCACAGAAGAUAUGUCACCUAAUGGAUCGGUGGAUUCAGACAACAGUCAGCAAUACCAACAGUUAAACUCAUACCAGAAUGAGAUGUAUGCAUCCCCGGUGCAGGUUCAAGUCUCAGAACAGAAGCCAAUUGCAAAAGAACAGCAAUUCUACAAAGGAACAUACCACAACUACCCUACUCCACCAUACGUUGACCAGAGUGAGUCACCACCGACGUUCGCUCAUCCAACGAGCGUAACCUUUCCGGCAGAAAAUCCAGAAAAACCUUUUGGACCUGCAGAUGUCGAGGAAGCAAAAUUGGCAGAAAUGCUGAUAACGCAACAAAACGAUCUUCUCGUUCAGUUGGAUAACGUUGCGCAAAUCAACCUUGGCGCUGGUGGCACGUCUCCUCUCUCUGCAGAGCAGCCAGCAGCACCAGGCAGUUGGUUUUUUGGUGGAGCUGAACCAGAAAACAACUUUACUCAAGUACUAACUGAGCUGGAUAUGAUGAACAACAUUCCCAACCAGGCUGGUGCGUAUCUAAAUCCACCUAACGCUCCUUAUGUUCCUCCACCAAUCAACAACCUUGACGUUGUAGGGCAGGGAAGAGUAAGCAGGGAAUCAGAAUCAAUGGACAGCGGUUUCGGAGACGGAAUGGGAGUGACUCAGCAUAUGGAUAUAGAAAUGGCUGAUCAAGAUGUCAUGAUAACUGAUCCAAGUGUGCUGAUAUCUGUGGAAGAUAACUAUAUUGAGAACCAGACUGACGAACAAUUUGAGAGGAAAUAUAGUCAACGUGAAUCUCGUGAUUUGAAGAAAGCUCGUGAAUUGAACAUCAAUUUGACAAUGGAUCAGAUCAUCAAUUCACCGGUGGAAGAAUACAAUGAACUACUUUCUCGUACAAACUAUAACGCUGCUCAACAGUCGCUCAUUAGAGACAUCAGGAGACGUGGAAAGAAUAAGGUCGCUGCUCAAAAUUGUCGCAAGCGUAAGAUAGAAACAAUCUCAUCCAUGGAGAUUGACAUCGACAGUUUGUCCAUGAAACGACAAGAACUGGUGAACAAACAAAAAAGCAUUGAAGAGAUGAAGAAGAAAGUUCAAGCCAAGUACAAUCAGCUUUAUCAACAGAUAUUCAACUCUCUUCGUGAUGAGUCUGGACGCCCAUACGAUCAGGGUCGUUAUUCACUUCAACAAGUCGAAGGAGCCAUAAUUCUUGUUCCUGGUAACCAUGGAAACCGAGAUGAUAAAAUGGAUUCCAACCGCACCGUCGCUUUCUUUGACCUUUCCAAGGUCAAACUUGAGAAAGACAUCUAACUGAAUUGAACAAAAAUUUAGUUUUGUGUCGCGAUAUUCGCAAAUGCUGUAAAUAGCCGUGUUGUGGGGGUUAAAACAAGUUGUUAGCGCCCCAAGUGGUCGCAUGAGGGAGGGAAUUAAAAAUAAUGUCAUCAACAAAAGAUGGCGUCGAUGGGGAUUUUUACUUUUUUUAGUUACAAAAUUUUUUAAUGUAAAUUCUGCACUUGUCACCAAUUUAAUACUAUUAAUUAUUAGUUGAUCAUGUCAAAAAUCAUUUUUGUUUAACGAAUGAGUCCCAACCUGUGCUUUGAUUUGCUUUUUACUUUGCCAUUGCAAAAAAGGAUGAAUUAAUGCAUAACUGAUCAAAAGAGCAAUAUAUGAAUAGGGUUGGCUAGAAAAAGUUUCUAUUAAAUUUGGAAUUAUUCAAAAUCAUGUAUCUCAAUGGAGAUGUCUGAAAUUUGUCAUUUUGGAGAUGAAAUCCGGAAUUUCCGAUGUAAAAUUUGAAAUAUAUAUUACAAGAUAAAUCUAUUUUGAUUAUUUUAAACUAAUUCAGAAAUUCAAAUUAUCCUAAUAGUGACACCCCUAUUCAUAAGCUUUUACUUUUUCAUCAUUUCAUCAAACACCCAAACAUAUCAGUAACUUAAUUUGUUCAAAAAUCUCAAAUGAGUUUGUGUACUUUGUAAUGAUAAGUUUCAAAAAUAACCAAUUUUUAUGUUUUAAAACGUUGACUAAAAUUGAUUUUUGACUGAUUUAUAUUCUCUUGUGUGAUAAUUUUGUAAUAUGUAGUGUGUCAAUGUUGAGUGAGCAUAUUCAAUAGUAAUACAGAUUGUUAAUGUUGAGUAUCUGUAACUUGAAAAAAAAAUUUCCGAGUCGUUUGAAGAAUUGACCCUCGUCUCCAGGUUAAUAUGGCUGCUGAAAGGCAAAUUCGAUUCUAGUUCCCGGCUAGGAAAUUUAAAAUUUUGAAUCGAAAAGACCUAAAUUUGUAAGUCUUUUUGUGGGAAAACCAGAAAUGUGAUUCUCAAUUAGGUAAUUUGAAAACAAAGUGGCUUUUAAAUUCAAAACACAUCGACUUUGAUAGCUGCAUAGUCAUGUUUAUUGAUUGGUUAUCACUGGUUUAACGGCCAUAUUCCAAAUUCAGCUUAGCAAAUUCUUUACAAGAAACAUGGAUAAAGGUUAUGAUGAUAAUAAGUUUAUUUCGACUCCAAUUUUUAGUUCUGUUCAAGUUAUUUUAUCGAUGGAUUUUUUUGGAUUUAUUGUUUUUGUAUGGGUGAGCUUUACGCUAUGGUACUUUAUAAGUAGGAAUUGUAGUUUACUAAUCUUAGUUUUAUAAACUCUCAAAAUGGAAUGGCCUUUUUCAAAAGUUCAAAAUAAAUAAAGUAAAUUUGUACAGUUGCAAAAGGAAAUUUUAACAGAAAUUUUGGGAAUCAACAAUUCAAAAUAGCAAUAUCUUCACAAACCUCUUGCUCCAUCUAUUGAGACAUAAAUCACUAGUAGCGACAUAGGUGUAGGUGAUUCAAUAAAUUUGGUUGGUCCUAUUAAUGGAAAGAAUUUUCCGCAUUUCACAAAUCGAAUGCAAAUUCCAAUAUAAUAGAUAAAACUAUGUUUUAAUCGUAACCCACAAUAAACUACCAAAUUUUAUCUUCCUCAAAGUGAUUUUCUCUGACAUACAUAGUCAGUUAGCCAAUACUUUUCAAUGUAUUUAGAAUACAUUUUAGUACAGCAUUCCCGUUAAUCUAUAUGUGAUCAGUGGCUAAUGACAUUUCAGUCCCUGUUUGUAACUUUUCUUAGAAAUUUCCAGAGUGUAUACAUAAGUAUAAGUACAUAACUGUGCUGUGAGCAAAUUCCUUUAAAAAUGUUGUAUUCUUGGCUGAAUCGCCUCUUUUCUUUUCGUGAUAACUUUUUAGAUCGUAACGCUAUAUGUUUCAAAUUUUUCAUAAAACCAUAUAAUUUAGAAUAAGUUUCAAUUUAACAUGGUGUACCGUAUGUUCCAUCUGUUUGUUCAUGGUUCAAUACAUUUUCAUGCGUAAUUUUAAUAAAACAUUCACCUGUUCAUAGCACCAAUAAUAAUUAUUGUUAAUUUGUAGGAUGUAUAAGACAUAAGCCACUGGCUUCAAAUGAGCAGGAUUGGAAAAACUUGAGUCAAAUUUCAAUUCGGAUUACUCCAGUCAAUUGAUUCACCAAAGUGGCUUUACUUGUACUUAGGUGGUUCCCCUUUUUGUGGCGGGUAUUUUGUAUGACCUUUGACCCAAGAAUUCGAAAUGGUUUUACAUUUUGAACGAUCUCUGAAUUGAGAACUUGGAAUGGUUUGUACUCAAGUGAUGAGUAGCUGAAGAAUCAUGUGAAUAUUUCUAAAGCAAAACUAUAGAGUCGAGAUGACCUUAAUUCGUGGCAUGGGAUAUUUGACCAAUUAGUUUUUGAAUGCAAAUCACCAAUCAUAAUUGUUCACCUUUGAACCGGUGGCUUUGUCCAAAGUAAUUUCUGCACUAACUCCCAUAGUUUGUAGUAUAUUAGACCAAUAUAUAAGCAUUUAUAGGGGAAGUUCAGCCUGAUUUAGUUCCUUUGACUGAUAAACCCAUUAAUUUCUUGUAGCUAAUAAAUCUGUAUUAUAUUGUA
Messenger RNA from Styela clava, 5963 nucleotides. Lineage: Eukaryota; Metazoa; Chordata; Ascidiacea; Stolidobranchia; Styelidae. The record is from RefSeq and is a predicted model, not a curated record.